AAUCAUUUUAACACUAUUCUUAAACAGUUGAAUCAACUUAAUAUUUAGUAAAAUAAAAAGACAACGUUAAAAUAAUCAGUAUAUGUGGUUUUAACUUAAAAUAUUGUAGAAUCACACAAUGUCUUUUAUUUCUACAAUAAUUUACAUAGAAUCUAUUAUCGAUAUCUUAAAUCAAACUAACAAACUCAUUUUGAUUAAAUUAUAUUUGAAACUCUAUCAUGCAGCAUGUUAGAAUACAAUAUAUAAAUUUAGAUUUAACAAUAAUAAUAAUUAUUUGUUCUAACACAGGCACACAUAUAAUUAUAUGCAAUCAAUAUUUUUAACAAUCCAUUUAUAAUAGCAUGAGUGAUGUGAAAUUAUAUACAGUCAUGAACAUGGAAAUGUACAAGUUUGCAUAGAACUAUAGAUAUUAGAGGACCUAGAAACUAAAAUGAAAUUGUGGGCGUGGCUAUGCUAAGUCUAAGAUUGCGCAUGCUCAGUAGAUCUAGAUCUGUGAAACCAUGUGCUCCAAGAAAAGAGAAGACACCCUUACUGGACAUUUGCUGCUAUAAAUCUGACCGUGAUGAUACUUCUGUGAGAGGUAUGACUGUGACUACACCAAGUGGAUGAUGAUACUUCUAGUUCUGUGAGAAGUGAGGGACAGACAUGAAAUGUUCUCAACAGUAUAAUUAUAAGGCUUUAAUAGGUAUGACUGUGACUACACCAAGUGGAUGAUGAUACUUCUGUGAGAGGUGAGGGACAAACAUAAAGUGUCUAGUUUUCUGGUGAACACUGUCACUGUCAAUAUACCUCUAAGCAUAUACUUUUUCCUACAGAAAUUCCUUAAACUGGCAAGCUUGACAUGCGAGAACAAACGAAACAAACAGACGAAUGGAUAGAAGUGGUUGGAUAUCCUCUCGGUGGACUCUGCGUGGUCAAGAGUGAUCGGUCUGCUAUACUUGUGAGUCCAGUAUGUUACACCAAGAAGAACUAUUCCUUGGGCUAAUUAAUUUAAAACUGUCCUUCUAAUUUAACAUUGUAUACUAUUGUCUCACUCAGUUGUCACGAACGUUUCCUAUCACUAUUUUUGUAUUAACAUGUUAUUUAUUGAAUUGAAUAAUAAUUGUUAUACCGAUUCAUUUGUAAAUCGUUGUUUUAGGAAUUUAUUUAGCUAUAAUGAGCCUUAUUUAUUAUAAUAAGUAUUUUCUUAAUGGUUGUUUUAAUGUAUGGCUUAAGUAUAAAACACAAUAGUUUUAACCUAGCAAUAAUAAUGUUAAAACUACAUUAAUUUUUUCUGUAGUGUACACAGUGGCUCUUGCCGAUGUCUACGUCGGCCUCAGUGAUGAAGAAUCACUUGGCCUUGCUUCAAGGCACAACGACAAUUCGCAUUUUGUUCACCAAGUUACACACCGCGAUCUGGUAGAAGCUUGUCGCUCUCGACUAUAUGCAUUGAAUGACAUAGAUCUCUCGAUGGAAACCCCAGCCCAGUCGCAAGAUUGGAAAACCUCUUGCGAGAUGGCUAUUGUCCCAAAGGAUAUAUCCCACACACAUAAGGAUAAUGUAUUCUCUCAAGCCAGCUUACGUAAGCAAGUGUGGGACCUGGUAGUUCAGGUAAGGGACCUGUUCAAGCAGUCGAAACUAAAGGCACAAAAGCUAAGAAUGUCGACACUAUUACAGAAGCCCGAAUUUAAGCAGAACUACUUGGCACCUAUUCAAACUCUGCCAAUUAGCGAUCAGUGUUUACUACUGCAAAAAGUGAUAGCUGGGGAAACCUCUCUGAUCGAGCUGCAGACUGCUGCUACUCAUUUAAAGCUGAAAGCAGCUCUGAAAACAGCAUUUGCAAAGCUAACAAAUGUUGAGUCAUGGGAUCAAGCUAUUGACAAAUUUCCCGCUUUUGCUACUGACGAUCAGCUGAAUCGAUUUCUUGGCAUCGACAUUCGAAAAACAAUUCCGAAAGCUUUCGUUAGUUUCUGCCAGCGGGCAAAAAGCUAUUUAGCUGACGACGCAUCACCAGCUUCCAGUAUUAUCGUCAAUGGUGCAUCUGUGAAUGUUUUGGUAACAGAUAUUUCAGUAAUUUCGGGAAAUAUGAUCAGAAAGGCAAACCUGUCUUUUGAAGGGGCCCACCUAGUUAUAACAUCACACAGUGAGAAUAUGGAGAGUAUCGCAUACACCAUAAAAGAGAUCAAUGCCUUUUUAGGUUGUUACAUGUAUGUAGUUGCCUGUGUAUGUCCUUUUGACGCCCAACAGACAACAAUGAACACAUGGAGGCGUACUUUUGGAAAAGCUGAAGUGCUGUUUUUUGCUAACACCAGUAUAGCAAAAGCAAGCACCACUACAUACCUUACAUACCUUACACCCUGCGUGGAGGCUGUAGUUGUUGCUUUUUUCACCCCGGCAGUAGACGCUUCAGCCAAGGAGAUGCUAGACUAUCCACCCAAUGACCACAGACUAAACUUUGUAGAUGGCGACUCAGCCUGUCUUUAUGAAUAUCUCAUUUCUCACUUGUGUGUGGCUGGGUCUACGGUGCUAGACAUUACUAGCGGAAAUGAGAAAGAGCUAAUAAUCGUACACAGCCGUUACUCUGGGGAGGAAUAUAGUACCGUCUCAAGAUAACCAGCAAGCUAUUUAUCGGAAAGUAGCAUCACUGCUACCUGCAACUGAUACUGCUUAAGUGCUAUUUAUCGGCUACCUGCAACAUUGCUUAAUUAAGUUCAUAUCUUAGUAUUGUUACACCCCAUUAUACGUAUGACUUUAAGGUUAGGGUUCAGCU
Molecule: messenger RNA, 2749 nt
Organism: Halichondria panicea
Lineage: Eukaryota; Metazoa; Porifera; Demospongiae; Suberitida; Halichondriidae
Exons: 7
Coding region: 1450-2592 (380 amino acids)
Source: RefSeq, a predicted model, not a curated record